Molecule: messenger RNA, 1591 nt
Organism: Rhizopus microsporus ATCC 52813
Lineage: Eukaryota; Fungi; Mucoromycota; Mucoromycetes; Mucorales; Rhizopodaceae
Exons: 3
Coding region: 245-1270 (341 amino acids)
Source: RefSeq, a predicted model, not a curated record
CAGUUAUAAUAAUUACUAUAUUGAAAAUUUCGAAAAUAUUAUAUGUAAUUACUUUAUCUAUAUCCUGAAGAGAAAGUACCCGAAUGUAAGGAUUGGUUGCCUUAAAAACUUGGUGUAUAACCAUGUAUAUGAUGAAGUACUCGUACGUUGUGAACCAUCUUCUAUACCUGAUGAAAUACUUGGCCUUUUUGAUUCGGAUGUGGCUUCUAGUCUUUCCAGUUUUUUGAAUCCCUUAACUUUAGAAAUGAAGAACCGUAUGCCCACGCUUCCAGUGUCAAAAGUCAGCUUGAAUAAUGGACCUUUCAAAAUUCUACCUGUCUUAAGGCAUAUUCUAGAACAGUAUGAAAAUUUGCAUAUGGCACAACCUUCUCCAAUUGACAAAGACAAUGCCAGCAAGUUCGUACCUCCCAGACUUUUUAGUUUGUUUCCGAAUCCCGGGUUGGGCUGGCGAUUUAUAAAGGUCGACGCUCAGAACCUCACAGGCAUUCUCCCCGAGGCAAAACAAGAAAAGCAAAUCAACGAGUCUCCAUUUGAUCAUAACCAAAGACAGUUCUUCCAAAUGUUUGAUUUUAAAAAGCUAGGAUUUCGAAGUUGGGAAGAGCUCAAAAAUAUGCCCGAGCAAAGAGGAAGGAUGUUUCUUAAUGGAAUGUACACCGAUGAUUAUACAUGUAGUGUCUUGUUCUGUAGAAAGGUGCUUCUGUCGUCAGUAGCAUAUGGUGUUUCUCUAGAACUGAGUGAUUUUACGACCGACGAAGUAGAUAAAUAUUUUCGUCCAUGUACUGUGGACCCAGGAAGAAAGGAUGCCUUUGUCUCUUAUCACGGUGGCACCGACAUACGCCGUCUGUCCUCUGCUGAGUACUACAGUAUGAGUGGAACUGUAAACCGCCAGAAAGCACAACAAGGUCGUAAACAAAGCUUAGGUAUCGAAAGCAUUGAAACAAAUAUACCUUCGCCAAAAACUGCAUCCACUCAACGAUACAUGCUAUAUAUAACUUAUAUAUUGCAACACAUGGACUCCCUAUUUAACUUUUACAAUUUUGAGACUACAAAGCUAAAAUGGCUAAACUAUAUUGGGUCACAAGAGGUCAUUCAAGAAAGCGUAAAUAUACUGUUGAAUGGUGGCAAGAAAUACAACAAAUCACGAAGAAAAAAUACAAAGAAGAACAGAAAAAAAAAGGAGAAAAGCUCGAAGACCUGCGGAACACACGCCUCAUAUCACACUAUCAGAAAGGUAUAUACUCUUUUUCUAUUUCUUUUUAGUACAAAUUAAGCAUUAUUCGUAUCUUACAGACGGAAGAACAAAACCCGUUUUGAAGAAGGUGACCGCAAAAAAAAGCCUCUUGUUAUCUUUGAUGAUGGUCUAAAAAAUAAAGGCCAUAUCAAGUUUAAAGGACUUCGACGUGGCGUCUCCAACAAGAUUUACAGACAGCUAAAGCGCAGAGAGGGACUUGGAGAGUUGUUACUUCUCGAUAUCAACGAAUUCAAGACUUCCAAGGCUAGUAUAACAGUGAUCAUAAAUUAUACGUUCUAAACAAUAUCUUUAUAGACCUGCAACUCUUGCUUAAGCCAAGACCUUCAGAAUCUAAAAUGU